Messenger RNA from Rhododendron vialii, 3904 nucleotides. RefSeq names its product pentatricopeptide repeat-containing protein At5g04780, mitochondrial-like. Gene Ontology annotation, molecular function: zinc ion binding; protein binding; RNA binding. Gene Ontology annotation, biological process: RNA modification. The coding region runs from base 169 to 2991 and encodes 940 amino acids. The record is from RefSeq and is a predicted model, not a curated record. The transcript has 3 exons. NCBI's taxonomy places the organism in Eukaryota, Viridiplantae, Streptophyta, Magnoliopsida, Ericales, Ericaceae.
CACUCUCACUCUCACUCUCUCUCUCUCUCUGGUUCUCCCCCUAUCCUAUUGGCUAUCACUCCUCCUAUUGGCUGUGACGGGUUUGUUUGAAAAACAGAAGAAAGGACCCAAUUGGUUGGAGGAAUUUACCUCGAGAGACAUCAGUGAAAGUGAAAGGGGCAGAGUUUUAUGAAUGCUAUCAAAUGGACCAUGAAACCUCGUCAGUUAUUUUCCCUUCAAAAGAACCCGCUCCCCCAACUACUUUACCGUCCCUUUAAACGCUUCAUCCAAACCUCACCUGAGUAUUCCUUUGACCAAAACACCACACCCAAGUCACACUUAAUUGAAAAAAGCAACAACUUCAAACCCACCACGUCCAUUUCCUACUCAAAGCUGCUAUCAAACUGCUGCCAAACCAAGUCUCUUAUUACAGGUCUACAAUCCCAUGCCCGCAUUACCCGGAUCGGGUUAUCAAACGACACGAACCUGCGAAACCAUUUGGUUAAUUUGUACUCCAAGUGUGGGGCUUUUGGGUAUGCACGUAAACUGAUCGACGAAUGUCCUGAACCAGAUUUGGUCUCUUGUUCUGCUUUGGUAUCUGGGUAUGCUCGGAAUGGGUUUGGCGAGGAAGCCCUAUUGGCUUUCCGCGAAAUGCACUUGUUGGGUCUUCGGUGUAAUGAGUUCACUCUCCCGAGCGUGCUCAAGGCAUGCUCAAUCAUAAAGGGUUUGAUGCUAGGGAAGCAAGUUCAUGGGCUUGUGAUGGUAACAGGGUUCGAGUCGGAUGUUUUCGUCGCGAAUACUUUGGUUGUGAUGUAUGCGAAAUGUGGUGCACUAGAGGAUUCAAGGAGAUUGUUCGAUUUGAUGCCGGAAAGAAACGUUGUUUCUUGGAACGCAUUGUUUUCUUGUUACGUGCAGAGUGAUAUAUUUGAGGAAGCAUUGGGUUUGUUUCGAGAAAUGAUCUUAAGUGGAAUAAGACCAGAUGAGUAUAGUUUGUCAUGUAUAUUGAAUGCUUGUACAGGGAUGGGGGAUAUCAAUCAAGGGAAAAGAAUUCAUGGGGAUUUGAUAAAAUGGGGGUAUGAUUCUGAUCCAUUCUCUGCAAAUGCACUUGUUGACAUGUAUGCAAAAGGUGGAGAUCUUCAAGACUCAAUGGCUGUUUUUGAAGGAAUUGGAAAGCCUGAUAUUGUCAGUUGGAAUGCUAUUAUUGCUGGUUGUGUUCUUCAUGAGUACCAUGAUUGGGCUUUAAAAUUCUUUAGGCGAAUGAAAAAUUCAGGAACUUGCCCAAAUAUGUUCACCUUGUCGAGCGCUCUAAAAGCCUGUGCUGGAUUAGGACUCGAAAAGUUGGGUAGACAGUUGCACUUAGUUUUGCUAAAUAUGAAUAUUAAAUCGGAUCUAUUUGUGAGUGUUGGCCUUAUCGACAUGUAUUGCAAAUCUGGUUUGUUGGAGGAAGCAAAGGCGGUUAAUUGGCUGAUGCCACAAAAGGACUUGGUAGCAUUGAAUGCCAUGAUAUCUGGACUGUCACAAAACGGGGAAGAGAUAGAAGCUCUUUACCUUUGUAGUGAUAUGUAUAAGGAAGGAAUAGGAUUGAACGAGACAACUGUGUGUGCAAUCCUCAACUCCACAGCUAGCUUGCGAGCUGUCAACAUUUGCAAACAAGUUCAUGCACUUUCUGUAAAAUCAGGUCUUCAAUCUGACGUCUAUGUUUCAAACAGCCUCAUUGAUUCGUACGGGAAGUGUGAAAAUGUAGAAGACGCAUAUAAAGUUUUUGAAGAGUGCCCAUUUGGUGAUUUGGCAUCUUUUACUUCGAUGAUUGCAUCUUAUGCUCAAUGUGGAAAAGGAGAAGAAGCUCUAAAGCUUUAUAUCAGGAUGCAAGAUAUGGAGCUUAAGCCAGAUCCAUUUGUUUGUAGCUCCAUUCUUAAUGCCUGUGCUAAUCUAUCUGCUUAUGAACAAGGGAAACAAAUUCAUGUCCACAUCUUAAAAUUCGGAUUCAUGUCAGAUGGUUUUGCGGGAAAUUCUCUUGUCAAUAUGUAUGCCAAGUGUGGAAGUGUAGAUGAUGCUGGUCGAGCUUUUUCAGAGAUACGCGAUAGAGGCAUUGUCUUGUGGUCUGCUAUGAUUGGUGGACUCGCUCAACAUGGGCAUGGAAAAGAAGCUCUCAAUUUGUUCACUGAGAUGCUUAAAAAUGGCAUCUCCCCAAAUCAUGUAACUUUAGUUAGUGUCCUCUAUGCAUGCAAUCAUGCUGGCUUGGUAACCGAAGCAAAAAAAUACUUCGAGUCAAUGAAAGAGUCGUUUGGGAUUGAACAAACGCAAGAGCAUUAUGCUUGCAUGAUUGAUCUACUUGGUCGAGCUGGAAAAUUGGACGAGGCAAUGGAUCUUGUGAAUAAGAUGCCAUUUGAAGCCAAUGCUUCUGUUUGGGGGGCUUUACUUGGUGCGGCGAGGAUUCAUAAAAAUGUUGAGCUUGGUCGACGUGCUUCUGAGAUGCUUUUCACACUCCAACCAGAAAAAUCCGGCACUCAUGUUCUUUUGGCAAAUAUUUAUGCAUCGAAUGGAAUGUGGGAACACGUGGCAAAGGUGAGAAGACGUAUGAAAGAGAGCAAUGUGAAAAAGGAACCAGGGAUAAGUUGGAUGGAGGUGAGAGACAAAGUACACACGUUUAUUGUCGGAGAUAGGAGCCAUUCUAGAAGUGGAGAGAUAUAUGCAAAGCUUGAUGAGCUGAGGGAUCUGAUGAAUAAAGCUGGGUAUGUUCCUAUGGUAGAGAUUGACCUCCACGAUGUUGAAGAAAGUGAGAAGGAGCUUCUUCUUUUUCACCACAGUGAGAAACUUGCUGUGGCUUUUGGGCUAAUUGCCACUCCGCCAGGAGCUCCCAUUAGGAUUAAGAAGAAUCUUCGAGUCUGCUUGGAUUGCCAUACCACAUUCAAGUUCAUUUGUAAAAUUGUUUCGAGGGAAAUUGUCGUUAGGGACGUAAAUCGGUUCCACCAUUUCAGAGAUGGCUCAUGUUCUUGUGGGGAUUAUUGGUAGGAUUUGUGUUUUUGAUUGAAUUUCCAAAACCAGAUGCUGAAAACACAUCAAGGAGCCAAGGUUGAUAUCAUUGAUAGGUUGCCGACGCCAUGUGGAUUAGUCCGCUCCAGUGUGGCAUUGGAUCAUCCCAAAACCAAGGUUUUCAAAAUCAUCAUAUUUGCAUAAAAGUUUGUGAAGUUGAUUGUAGCUGACUGUUGAUGAAUUACCUUUAUUUCUGUAGUUCUUAAUGAAUUCAUGUAGUGCUCUUAAUUGAGCUUAGUUUACCAAAAAACUUGCAACAGUUUGUGACCAGCCAGUUUUCUCAGGUUGCUCAAACCGGACGAUGCUCCUUCACUGGAAAUGGGUCACUUGGGUCUUCUGUAUCUUUGUCUGAGCUCAGGGAGAUAUAUGAUGUGGUUGUGCUUGCCUAUGGAGCUGAAAGUGAUCGAGUUCUUAGUAUUCCUGGAGAAGAUUUGUCAGGGAUACACUUGGGCGGAGAAUUUGUUUGGUGGUAUAAUGGGCACCCUUACUACAGACAUUUUGCUCUAGACCUGAAGAGCUCUGAUGCAGCAGUUAUUCUCGGUCAGGUUAUUCUCCUUCAUCAUCAAUCUGCAUAAUGAUAUACAGAAACACCGAAAGGAAUUGUAAGAACAGAGGCAAUACGAAGUUACGUGUUGAGCUUUAACAGAGAAUUAGACCCAAGAUGAAAUGUAGCAGGGAAAUAGGUCUUAGGUAACUCUUGAGUGAUAUGAACAAUCAUUUGUUGGUUUCAACUUGGAAAUAACGAUUGGAAAUACCUCUUAUUGAUGACAAAAAGUAAGGAGAAAUUCCCCUAUUAUUAUUUUGGUUAUAUGUCUCUAGCAAGGAGUUGUACCUAUACAAGAUAAGUUGAGAGAAAAUAGAUUAAGGUGGUUUGGACCUAUUUACCGUAGAC